CUGCGUCCGGCAGUAGUGCAGGCGCCGCUCUCUGCUAGUCGGCAAGCCAGAGGAGGAGGAGUUUAAGGAAGAAUCCCGGCCGCUGCCCUCAGCGGUCGAAGCCGCGCCAUGCUUGCCCUCGGAAAGAGCCUGACUAAGGCUCUGGCCGCUCGGACCCUGGCGCCUCAGGUGUGUUCAUCUUUUGCUACGGGCCCCAGACAAUACGAUGGAACAUUCUAUGAGUUUCGUACUUAUUGCAUUAAACCUUCAAAGAUGAAUGAGUUUCUGGAAAAUGUUAAGAAAAACAUACAUCUUCAGACAGCUCACUCUGAAUUGGUUGGAUCCUGGAGUGUAGAAUUUGGAGGCAGGAUUGAUAAAGUGUUUCAUAUUUGGAAGUAUGACAAUUUUGCUCAGCAAACUGAAGUUCGGAAAGCCUUGGCCAAUGAUAAGGAAUGGCGAGAACAAUUACUCAUUCCAAUUUUGGGUCUUACUGAUAAACAAGAGAGUGAAAUUACUUAUCUGGUGCCAUGGUGCAAAUUAGAAAAACCACCCAAAGAAGGAGUCUACGAGCUGGUAACUUUUCAGAUGAAACCUGGUGGGCCAGCUCUGUGGGGUGAUGCAUUUAGAAGAGCAAUUAAUGCCCAUGUCGACCUAGGCUACUCAAAACUAGUUGGCGUUUUCCAUACAGAAUAUGGAGCACUCAACAGAGUUUCAGCUACUUUAAUUUUCUUCUCUGCAUCAGCCAAAUAUUCAGUGUUCAUGUUCUUUGGUGGAACGCGAGUGCGGAUAGCCGAGCAGCUGGGAGACACCAGUCUCAUGAGGAUCCCAGAGUUGUGGCAGCUGUUCGGGAAAGUGUCAAUUACCUAGUGUCUCAGCAGAAUAUGCUUCUGAUUCCUACAUCAUAUCCACCACUGGAAUAGUUUUCCACGGACAUACAAAGCAUUGCAUGAACUGCCAUAACAUGUGUCUGUUAAUGGUGCUUAAAUUCUUCCAAGAGAUUCUGACUUUUAUUUGAAGGAGGUGGUAAGCUAAUUUGCUAUAUCCCUUGCAUUUUUUAAAAGCUACUCUCUAUCCACUGUCACCACCACUUCAGGAAACAGUCUGUUCAUUUUCCCCUUGGUAUUUCAGUAUCUGUCACACAUUAAAAAUAGUUGCCAUUACUACAGUAUCUUGAUUUUUCAUUUGUUUCAGAAUAUCUCUUGUUCUCUAUUUUGACAACCCUCUGCUUUUAUACCAUUUUCUUACAUACAAAUGAUUGUUACAUUUCCAUACCUGUGAUAGUAUCGUUAAAUUAUAUGCAUAAAUUAUCAACCUUUUCAUCAUGUCUGUUUUUCUGAGAUUAUACAAGUUUUUGUUCAGUAAGGUUUUCUUUAUAAUACCAAUUGGGAUCCAUAAAAAAAUCCAUUAAUCAUUUCUUUACUACAGAAAAGUACAGUAUCAUCUGUGUCAUUUAUGUUAAUUAUGGUUUUUACAUUAAUAAUUAAUUACUUGGAAAACAAUGUUAUUAGGUCCUGGUAUUAAAGCACAUUGAUAACUCAUUGGUUUAUGUGCUUGCAGUAUCUUCAUUUACAGUUAAUUUUACUAAUUUUUACUUCAUUUUGGAUCACUGUUUAAUAAAGAUACUCGGUCAUCUAUUUGGUUUUUUUUUUAAUUGAAGUAUAGUUGAUUUACAAUGUUGUGUUAGGUCAUCUAUUUGUUUUAAUGAGAUUUAUAAUUAUGGAAAUGUCUGCCCUAAUAAAAG
Molecule: messenger RNA, 1720 nt
Organism: Balaenoptera ricei (Rice's whale)
Lineage: Eukaryota; Metazoa; Chordata; Mammalia; Artiodactyla; Balaenopteridae
Product: protein NipSnap homolog 3A-like
Exons: 7
Coding region: 109-846 (245 amino acids)
Cellular component (GO): mitochondrion
Source: RefSeq, a predicted model, not a curated record